This is a messenger RNA of Angiostrongylus costaricensis, 897 nucleotides long. NCBI's taxonomy places the organism in Eukaryota, Metazoa, Nematoda, Chromadorea, Rhabditida, Metastrongylidae. The record is from the annotation of a GenBank genome assembly.
AUUCUUGUCGUGGCGCUGUCUGUUCGCUGUGGUGACGUUAUCAAGCACUUUAUGGUUAAUCAUUCCGAUGACGGUGAAUUCUAUAUUGAGAGCGUUCGAGCGAAAACCAUUCAGGAUUUAAUUCAGAAACAUCUACGAUUUCAGUGCGAUCGUAAAGCUCUCAGACAUUUCAUGAAGGAAGCACGACUGUUGCGUUCGCUGCAUCAUGAGAACGUUGGACAAAUCUACGGCGUUGCAUUACACUACAAUCCGAUUAUUCUCGUCCUCGAAUUCUCUCGAAUGCUUCUCACAUUGACGAAUAUUUCAGCAUCGCUGUUGACGUAUCUGAAACGAAAUCGCGGAUGCACUUCAGGGACGGAGAAGCGACGUCUCGUUUGCGAGGCAGCGGCCGGUCUUGCCUACCUUGCCGAAUCGGGAUGUAUUCAUCGGGACAUCGCUGCACGUAACUGCAUGCUCAACGAUGCGCUGGUAGUUAAGAUAUCUGGUUUCUCUUUGUGUGAACCGAUUCGUGAAAUGCAUGACUCUUCAAACAGAGCGAUUGCUGUUAAAUGGCAAGCACCUGAAGUACUGAAAAAUCGUGAUUACAGUCUGAAAUCGGAUAUUUGGUCAUUUGGGGUCUUAAUGUGGGAAGUGUAUUCAGACGGAAGUGAACCGUACGGAGAAUUGACACCGAAUGCUGUGAAAGAAAUGGUUCUUCGAAAUAACUACAGAAUGAUAAUUCCGGAGGUGAGUGAAAAUACAAAUAUAGCGAAACGCAAACUGGGGUUAUCACCAGCUAUCUCGAAACCGACUGAUUGUCCGAAGGUGGUAGCGAACAUCAUGGCGUCGUGUUGGGAGAGUUAUCCGCGUAAGAGACCAUGCAUGUCCGCCAUUCAUCUCGUUAUUCGUGACUACUAA